Lactuca virosa is the source of this 1569-nucleotide messenger RNA. The record is from the annotation of a GenBank genome assembly. Lineage: Eukaryota; Viridiplantae; Streptophyta; Magnoliopsida; Asterales; Asteraceae.
CCCCUCCAACUAUAAAAGCUCACCGCUUUCUACUUCAUUUUUCUCCCAAAAACAUUUCUUACUUACCUUCUUCCUUCCUUUUAUUCCUUCCAUUUUCCGGCGACGUACUAGGUUUCCGAUACCAUGAGUCCGGCGUUACUGUCAAGUUUUGCGACGGAAAUAAUUAUUCCUGUAUGCGCCGUGAUUGGUAUCAUUUUCUCGCUGUUUCAGUGGGUGGUAGUCUCUAGAGUAAAAGUUGCACCAGACCGUAAUGGUCCUCCGUCUGUCAGCAACAAAAAUGGAUACGAUGACUACUUAAUUGAAGAAGAGGAGGGACUUAAUGAUCAUAACGUCGUUAUUAAAUGUGCCGAGAUUCAGAAUGCAAUCUCCGAAGGUGCAACCUCCUUUUUGGUCACCAUGUAUAAAAAGAGCCAGCAGUGCACCUACGAUGUAUCCAGAAUGUGCAAGCCUGCAAUUGCAACUGCUCUCUUCAGUACAAUCGCCUUCUUGCUUGGUGCGAUCACCUCCAUCAUUUCAGGUUUCCUUGGGAUGAAAAUAGCCACUUAUGCCAACGCAAGAACAACCCUAGAAGCCAGAAAAGGCGUUGGUAAAGCUUUUGAGACAGCAUUUAGAUCUGGUGCUGUGAUGGGGUUUCUUCUUGCAGCAAACGGACUUUUAGUUCUAUACAUUGCCAUUAAUCUGUUCAAGAUCUACUAUGGGGAUGACUGGGAAGGACUUUUUGAGGCCAUAACUGGUUAUGGACUCGGCGGUUCUUCAAUGGCUCUGUUUGGAAGAGUUGGUGGAGGUAUAUAUACUAAAGCUGCUGAUGUUGGUGCUGACCUUGUAGGGAAAGUCGAACGAAACAUUCCAGAAGAUGACCCCAGAAACCCUGCGGUGAUUGCUGAUAAUGUUGGGGACAAUGUGGGGGACAUUGCUGGAAUGGGAUCUGAUCUUUUUGGGUCAUAUGCCGAAUCAUCUUGUGCUGCACUUGUUGUUGCUUCCAUUUCUUCUUUUGGAAUAGAGCAUGAUUUCACAGCAAUGUGCUAUCCAUUACUCGUGAGCUCUGUUGGAAUUCUUGUUUGCUUAAUAACCACUCUUUUCGCAACUGAUUUCUUUGAGAUCAGAGAAGUCGAUGAAAUCCAAACAACUUUGAAGAAGCAGCUUAUCAUCUCCACUGUUCUUAUGACUGUGGGUAUUGCAAUUGUUAGCUUCAUUGCACUUCCCACAUCCUUCACAAUCUUUAAUUUCGGUGCACAGAAGGUCGUGCAUAACUGGCAACUUUUCUUGUGUGUGUGUGUCGGUCUUUGGGCUGGACUUAUCAUCGGUUUUGUGACAGAAUACUACACCAGCAAUGCCUAUAGCCCUGUGCAAGAUGUUGCUGAUUCCUGCAGAACCGGAGCCGCAACAAAUGUAAUCUUUGGGCUCGCAUUGGGCUACAAAUCCGUAAUCAUUCCCAUCUUCGCCAUCGCCAUCAGCAUCUUUGUCAGUUUCACCUUCGCCGCCAUGUACGGAAUUGCAGUCGCCGCCCUCGGAAUGCUCAGCACCAUUGCAACCGGACUCGCGAUUGACGCCUACGGUCCCCAUCAGUGA